This is a messenger RNA of Ipomoea triloba (trilobed morning glory), 1980 nucleotides long. RefSeq names its product laccase-7-like. The transcript is spliced from 4 exons. NCBI's taxonomy places the organism in Eukaryota, Viridiplantae, Streptophyta, Magnoliopsida, Solanales, Convolvulaceae. The record is from RefSeq and is a predicted model, not a curated record. Bases 62 to 1768 code for a protein of 568 amino acids. Gene Ontology annotation, biological process: lignin catabolic process. Gene Ontology annotation, molecular function: copper ion binding; hydroquinone:oxygen oxidoreductase activity. Gene Ontology annotation, cellular component: apoplast.
UAUUCCUAGCUAAGCUCCAGACAUUCUUGUACUUAGCUUAGUAUAUUGUUGUUGUCGUGAAAUGGCUCGUUCAGUUCUUCUCUUAACAUGCGCCAUUUCUCUUCUGCUAGCUAUUGCAUCUGCUGAAGUUGUCGAGCAUACGUUCAACGUGAAAAACCUUACCUUGGAGAGGCUAUGCCGGAGACAAGUGAUCACUGCGGUAAACGGUAGUCUUCCCGGCCCGAUUAUACGCGUGAAAGAGGGUGACACCCUCGUCGUCCAUGUCCUCAACAAUUCACCAUACAACAUCACUAUUCAUUGGCAUGGAAUUUUCCAGAUAUUGAGCGGUUGGGCAGACGGACCGGAAAUGGCAACUCAAUGCCCGAUCCGACCGGGCCAUAGCUACACCUACAAGUUUAACGUGACUGGACAAGAGGGAACACUAUGGUGGCACGCUCAUUCCUCGGUCCUACGCGCCACCGUGCACGGCGCGCUUAUCAUCCGCCCUAGAAACGGUCACUCCUACCCUUUUCCGAAGCCUUACAGAGAAAUCCCAAUCGUGUUAGGAGAGUGGUGGAACGCCAAUGUUGUCGACGUGGAGAACGAGGCGCUGGCCAGCGGCGGCGCGCCCAAUAACUCCGACGCGUACACCAUUAAUGGCCGCCCCGGCGACCUCUAUAACUGCAGUUCCGAUGGGACGUAUAGGCUUAAGGUGAUGCCCGGGAAGACCUAUCUUUUGCGGAUUGUCAACGCUGCACUCAAUACGCAACUGUUUUUCAAAAUCGCCGAUCACAAGCUCAGAGUUGUGGCGGUGGAUGCGUCGUAUACGAACCCGUACGACACCGAUGUGGUGGUGCUAGCGCCGGCGCAGACCGCCGACGUGCUGUUGACGGCGAGUCGGCCGCCGGCUUUGUACUACAUGGCGGCGCACCCGUACGCUAGCGCCGCCGGUGUGCCGUUUGAUAAUACUACCACUACGGGGAUUGUAGAAUACGAAGGGGCGGGGCCCACGGCCCCGCCUAAAAUGCCGAUUUUACCGGCUUUUAACGAUACUCCAACUGCUCACAAAUUCUUCUCGAAUCUAACCGGGCUGGUCUCGGGCCGGUUUUGGUCCCCUCCGCCGAGGGAAGUGGACGAGAAGAUGUUCGUCACUAUCGGGCUGGGCCUCGCAGCCUGCGCAAACCCAGGGAACGCCACCUGUAGCGGCGGAAUAAACGGGCAGCGGUUAGCGGCCAGCAUGAACAACGCUUCGUUCCGGUUCCCGACCAAGAUGUCGAUGCUGGAGGCGUUCUUCGGCAACGUGGACGGAAUUUACACCGCUGAUUUCCCCGACAAGCCGCCGGUGAUAUUUGACUUCACUAACGCGAGCAACAGCUUCAAUCCGGCUUUGUUAACCACCACGAAAUCCACGAAAGUGAAGAAAGUGAAGUUCAACGCAACAGUCGAGAUUGUGCUUCAGAACACGGCUUUGAUCGGCGUUGAAAAUCACCCAAUUCACUUGCAUGGCUUCAAUUUCCAUGUCUUAGCUCAGGGCUUCGGCAACUACAACCCCGCCGUUGACCGGAGCAAGUUCAACUUCUACAACCCCCAAGAGCGAAACACUAUUGCCGUUCCCGUUGGUGGCUGGGCCGUCAUUAGAUUCCGAGCCAACAAUCCAGGGGUAUGGCUGAUGCAUUGUCAUUUGGAUGUGCACUUGCCGUGGGGUUUGUCAACCGCCAUAGUGGUGGAAAACGGGCCGACGCCGUCAACCAGGCUUCCGCCGCCGCCACCGGAUCUACCUAAGUGCUAAUCAAGACUCAACGCGUCUUCAUUAUUAUCUCAUUGAUUUAUUUUCGUUUUUGUAUGUGAGGCAUUCAGUGUGGUUUGUGAAUUGUGAAUAAUUAUUUGCAUUAAAAGUCAAUUAUCUUCAUUGAUUCUUUCCGCAAUAUAAGCAUAAAUGUAUUUUUACUAAUUACUUUGCAACAAUAUUUAAUAAAGUAUGUUAUUCCCUUCUUAUUCCAA